Messenger RNA from Tinamus guttatus (white-throated tinamou), 774 nucleotides. NCBI's taxonomy places the organism in Eukaryota, Metazoa, Chordata, Aves, Tinamiformes, Tinamidae. The record is from RefSeq and is a predicted model, not a curated record.
AUCAGAAUUGCGCUCAGGGAUUGGCCUGAAAUCCAGAGGUUUCAACAGGACCUGAUAGAGUCCCAGCAUUAUGAUGCAGCCUAUGUCUUUAGGAAACUGCGAGUUGCCAGAGCUUUCCACUUCACAGCCAUGCCAAAGCUAUUAAACUACAGAACUAAGAAGAAGAUCCAGGAAAAUGAAUUUAAAGAAGAGUUUAAAGACCCAAGUAACCGAGUAAACAGCCUCAUCACUAAUGAUGUACUGGAGGAACUGAUGAAUAUUCAUGAGCAUUAUCAGAAAAUAAAGUGUGUCAUUUCAGCUGACAAAUCUCAGCCAGACAAGGCUCUGAGCUUGAUAAAGGAUGAAUUUGUAGUUAAUCUUAAAGAUAUAACUUUGGAACAUCAGGAAUGGCAGCAAAAAAGAAUGAAAUUAUUCUUAGAUGCUAAAGAGGCUGAUGAAAUACUAAACAGAGUGGAAGAAGGGACCUCUCUAGCAUCAGAAGGUUCUGAAAGAGCAAAUGCAUUGGCUAAAAUCAAGUACAGAUCCUAUUCUGCAGUUGUUGAGGCCUCCAAAUCCAGAAGACACCGUCAAGUGAAACUAGAAUCUUCUGACUCAGGAUCAGAUUAUGGGAAAUCUCAAAGCAGGAGUAAAAAAAGUAGUAAAAGACCACAGAUGGCAAGGAGUAAAAAUUCUGCAGGAAGCCAAGGAUGGGGAGCUAUGCUAUUGCUUCAGUCGUUCUCUUUACAUCUGACACUCAUUAUUUGUUUUGUUAUUGAAACCUUCACUUCCGAGUGA